AUGAUCGCCCGAGUUGUUGUUGUUGGUGUUGAAGAGGAUGAUGAAGAAGAGGAUGAUGAAGAAAAUAAUGGUCGAAUACUGACCAUCGAAUCGCUCCCACUAAGACUUCCGGCACGCACCUGGACGGCACCGGAAGUUGACCCCGACGUGACUUCUCAACCCGUCGAGCCAAUCAAAAAUCAUCACGUGAUCUACAUUACCAGGAUCUAUUUUGUGUAUGGAGCAUCACACGUUGAACUGAUUGGUGCCCAGGACUUCCUACCCGAUUACGUCAACACCUCCUACUGCAACUGUGUGUGUGCGCCCCACCCAAAGUAA
Molecule: messenger RNA, 318 nt
Organism: Helobdella robusta
Lineage: Eukaryota; Metazoa; Annelida; Clitellata; Rhynchobdellida; Glossiphoniidae
Exons: 3
Coding region: 1-318 (105 amino acids)
Source: RefSeq, a predicted model, not a curated record